Polyodon spathula (Mississippi paddlefish) is the source of this 3195-nucleotide messenger RNA. RefSeq names its product TXK tyrosine kinase (gene txk). The record is from RefSeq and is a predicted model, not a curated record. The transcript is spliced from 15 exons. Gene Ontology annotation, molecular function: non-membrane spanning protein tyrosine kinase activity; ATP binding; protein binding. Lineage: Eukaryota; Metazoa; Chordata; Actinopteri; Acipenseriformes; Polyodontidae. The coding region runs from base 172 to 1695 and encodes 507 amino acids. Gene Ontology annotation, biological process: B cell receptor signaling pathway; adaptive immune response; peptidyl-tyrosine autophosphorylation.
AGCUGUUGUGGUUAACAUCACAUGUGUGUCACCCAGUGAGCGAGUUGAGGCAUCUGUUUUGAGACACCUGAGCUUCACUGCGCCCAUGUCGGUCGCUGAGUUUUGCAAUCAACAGUGAAACGGGACGAAUGCCAAACAUACUUCUCUUGGAUAUAUCCCAGCACAUCAACAAUGACUCUUUCGACCUACCAAAUCAUACGGUCAGUGUUCUGCUGCUGUUGCUCUAUGAGGCAGGUGGAAACCCGAGUGAGUGUGGAGGAAGAGCUGAUCAGGGACCCUCAGUAUUACAGACAGGCAUCAUGUCAAUCACACAGGUCAAGACGAAAGCCCCCCCCACCGCCUCCAGAGGAGGAGGAAGAUCAAUUGCGAGUUAUUGCAAUGUACGACUUUUUAGCUAAAGAGCCUACUGACUUAACACUACAAAGAGGCCAAGAAUACAUCAUUCUACAUAAACAAGAUCAACACUGGUGGACAGCAAGAGACGUUAAAUAUGGGCAUGAAGGGUACAUCCCAAGCAAUUAUGUAACAGAGAAAAAUAAUAUGGAGGCACAUGAGUGGUACUGUAAAAACUUAACAAGAACUAAAGCAGAGCAACUUCUUCGACAAGAGGCAAAGGAAGGUGCAUUCAUUGUGAGAGACUCAAGCCAACACAUGUGCUAUACAGUCUCAGUGUAUACUAAAGCUUUGAGUGGAAUGGACCACGGUGAAAUCAGACAUUAUCAAAUCAAGCAGAAGGGCUUGGGCCAGUUCUUUUUGGCUGAAAAACAUGUUUUCAACUCAAUUCCAGACGUCAUCCACUAUCAUCAGCACAAUGCAGCAGGGCUUGUCACUAGGCUACGGUAUCCUGUUGGGCCUAUGGGAAAAUGUGUUCCUGCAACUGCCGGAUUCAGUUAUGAAAAAUGGGAGAUAAACCUAUCAGAGCUGUCCUUUAUGAAGGAGCUGGGCAGUGGACAUUUUGGGGUGGUACGGUUAGGGAAGUGGAGAGCACUUUGUAAAGUGGCAAUCAAGACCAUUAAUGAAGGCGCCAUGUCUGAAGAGGAUUUCAUUGAAGAAGCCAAAGUCAUGACUAAGCUGUCCCAUCCGAAGCUAGUACAGCUGUAUGGAGUGUGCAUGCAGCAGAAACCGUUAUGCAUAGUCACGGAAUUCUUGGAAAAUGGCUGCCUACUCAAUUAUCUUCGACAGAGGCAAGGCUGCUUGAAGAAGGAGUUGAUGCUAGCUAUGUGUCAAGACGCAUGUGAAGGGAUGGAGUACCUGGAGAUCAAUGGGUUCAUCCACAGAGACUUGGCAGCAAGAAAUUGCUUAGUCAGUGAGAAGCAAGUGGUGAAGGUGUGUGAUUUCGGCAUGACGAGGUACGUCCUUGACAACCAAUACAUUAGCUCUGCAGGCUCUAAGUUCCCAGUAAAAUGGUCUCCGCCCGAAGUCUUCCAUUACAACAAAUACAGCAGCAAAUCAGAUGUGUGGUCAUUUGGGGUAUUAAUGUGGGAAAUCUUCACAGAAGGCAGAACCCCAUUUGAGAAUAAAUCCAACCCAGAGGUUGUGGAUGAAAUCACUCAAGGACACAGGCUCUAUCGACCACACAUAGCCUGCCAGAAGAUAUAUGAAGUCAUGUACAGCUGCUGGCAUGAGAAGCCAGAAAGUCGUCCUUCGUUUGCUGAUCUACUGGAGGAAAUCAAAAUAAUCGCUGAGAAUGAUUAGUUGAAGAAGAAUCUACAUGUAUUCAACACAGCAAGCAUUAAUGUGAACCAUUAAUUUUCAGAGCAGCAUUGUUGUUUCUAAUAGUGAAGAGGUUGCUGUAAAGUAUAACCUAUGUAGUGUAAUAACACAUGUACUGUAGGUAAAUUGACUUGUAAAAUCAACUUCCCUCAGGAAUACACUUUACUUGGUGCCUUUUAAAAUUAUGGGCGUCUUUUCAUGUAACACAAACUAUUACAGCCAUGUGCAAAUAUGUAAUACUAACAUUGUAAAAAAAAAAAAAAAAAAAAAAAAAUGGGGGGCUGUUCACUGACAUCAUUAAAACUGGAACUUCUCUGACUUUUAAAAAAAAAAUUAUAGACAGAACUACUCCCAUGCCCUGUCAAAUAUUUGGUCAACAUAACCUUGGUACACAAGAGCCCUGUAAUAAGUAUUCAACUCGUGGCAGUGUUACGACCAGCAAGAGUUUAGAUGUUAUUUGUUACUUUUAAAAAGCUGCUAUAUGUCUAACAGUUUAAUGUAAUCCUAGGGCUCAUAUUGAAAUCACCCUUGUGUCUGGUGAAUCUGGCUGUGUUUAUGUGUAUUGUAUAUAUAUAUACAAAUAAUCCAUAUGCUUAGAGGAUUGUUGAUGUCGCAAAACUUAACUAAAAAAGAGAACUUUUUCACAAAUAGCUACAAUAGGGCCACUAAAGCCUCUACAUGUAUAUCGAUGAUAUCUUCUGACUGCUCAUUUCACUCAUUUUGAUCAAACCCCUUCUUUGAUAAAUUCGUUUUGAAGUACAGCAUGCUCUUCACUGUUUUAGCACGUUUUUUUUUGUUUUUUAAAUUCCCAAUUACCUUUAAAACAUGAACUUGUGUUUCAAAGCAUAUUUAGUGGGAAAGCCCACCAAUCUUAUGCGAUGUUAUAUACUGUGCAAAAUGUGAUUAUAAUCAUAAUGGUCACCUUCCAGGGCAGUCUGGGACAUGUUGCCAUGACAAUGUGAUGAAGGUGCACAGUAGCUCUUGUAUGGGUAAAAAUAUCUCAAACAACUGCAGUUUUCUGUAACUGUAUAUAUUUUUUAGCAAUGACUUAAUUACAAAAUAUGAAAGAAAAUAGAUUAUUGUAUUUUUGUUCCUUUUGAAGCACAAUAUGCUCAGUAAACUGUGGUUGCCAGCUAAAAAUAAAAACAUGAAUAAGGAUCGGCUUUGUAUUGAAGUGGCAUUAUGGUCAGUUAGAGCUAGUUGCCUACUUCGUCCUGCAUAACCUGUAAAUAUGUGUAUAUGCAUAGAACUGUAAUAAGAACAAAAUACAAUAUCCUUUGUAAGUAAACAAAACCAUGUUUAUAUUCCACCACAAUCUAUGUUAAUACAUCUCCUCUUUCUGGAAACAAUUUCUGUGCAAUAACUCACUAUUUAUGUUAGUUUAUCAUAAAACAUGUAUUGUUAAUUGUAAUCAAUAUCGCUAUACCACAAAGCUGGUCUUUGAGGUGUUAAAAAAAACACAUUUCAAUAAAAAAAGGUUGU